Echinops telfairi (small Madagascar hedgehog) is the source of this 2911-nucleotide messenger RNA. RefSeq names its product adrenoceptor beta 1 (gene ADRB1). Gene Ontology annotation, biological process: norepinephrine-epinephrine-mediated vasodilation involved in regulation of systemic arterial blood pressure; adenylate cyclase-activating adrenergic receptor signaling pathway; positive regulation of heart rate by epinephrine-norepinephrine. The record is from RefSeq and is a predicted model, not a curated record. Gene Ontology annotation, molecular function: beta1-adrenergic receptor activity. Bases 106 to 1497 code for a protein of 463 amino acids. The transcript has a single exon. Gene Ontology annotation, cellular component: membrane. NCBI's taxonomy places the organism in Eukaryota, Metazoa, Chordata, Mammalia, Afrosoricida, Tenrecidae.
AGCAGCGACCUCCCUUGACGGGCCCCGCGGCCCGGGCUUCUGGGGUGUUCCCCAACCACGGCCCAGCCCCGCCACACCCCCCGCCUCCGGCCUCCGCAACUCGGCAUGGGCGCGGGGGCGCUCGCCCUGGGCGCCUCCGAGCUUGGCAACCUGUCAUCGGCCGUGCCGCUCCCCGACGGCGCGGCCACGGCGGCGCGACUGCUGGUGCCCGCGUCGCAGCCCCCGUCGCUGCUGCCCGCCGCCAGCGUGAGCCCCGCGCCGCUCUCGCAGCAGUGGACCGCCGGCAUGGGCCUGCUGAUGACGUUCAUCGUGCUGUUCAUUGUGGCGGGCAACGUGCUGGUGAUCGUGGCCAUCGCCAAGACGCCGCGGCUGCAGACGCUCACCAAUCUCUUCAUCAUGUCCCUGGCCAGCGCUGACCUGGUCAUGGGGCUGCUGGUGGUGCCGUUUGGGGCCACCCUCGUGGUGUGGGGCCGUUGGGAGUACGGCUCCUUCUUCUGCGAGCUCUGGACCUCGGUGGACGUGCUGUGUGUGACGGCCAGCAUCGAGACCCUGUGUGUCAUCGCCCUGGACCGCUACCUCGCCAUCACGUCGCCCUUCCGCUACCAGAGCCUGCUGACCCGCGCCCGGGCGCGGGUCCUGGUCUGCACCGUAUGGGCCAUCUCGUCCCUGGUGUCUUUCCUGCCCAUCCUCAUGCACUGGUGGCGGGCCGAGGGCAAGGAAGCGCGCGGCUGCUACAAGGACCCUAAGUGCUGCGACUUUGUCACCAACCGGGCCUACGCCAUCGCCUCGUCGGUCGUCUCCUUCUACCUGCCUCUGUGCAUCAUGGCCUUCGUGUACCUGCGGGUCUUCCGCGAGGCCCAGAAGCAGGUGAAGAAGAUCGACAGCUGCGAGCGCCGCUUCCUAGGCGGCCCCGCGCGGCCGCCCUCACCGGCGCCCUCGCCCGGCUCCCCACGCGCCGGCGAGCCGGUGGCCAACGGGCGCACCAGCAAGCGGCGACCCUCGCGCCUCGUGGCGCUGCGGGAGCAGAAGGCGCUCAAGACGCUGGGCAUCAUCAUGGGCGUGUUCACGCUCUGCUGGCUGCCCUUCUUCCUGGCCAACGUGGUGAAGGCCUUCCACCGCGAGCUGGUGCCCGACCGCCUCUUCGUCUUCUUCAACUGGCUGGGGUACGCCAACUCGGCCUUCAACCCCAUCAUCUACUGCCGCAGCCCCGACUUCCGCAAGGCCUUCCAGCGCCUGCUCUGCUGCGCGCGCCGGGCCGCCCGCCGGCGCCACGCCGCCUCCGGCGACCGGCCGCGCGCCUCCGGCUGCCUGACCGUGGCCGAGCCGCCGCCGUCCCCCGGGGCCGACGACGAGGACGACGACGAGGACGUCGGGGCCGCGUCGCCCGGGCGUUUGCUGGAGCCCUGGGUCGGCUGCAACGGCGGCGCGGCGGCGGACAGCGACUCGAGCCUGGACGAGCCCAGUUGCCCGGGCUCCGCUUCGGAAUCCAAGGUGUAGCGCGCGGGGCUGCGCUCCAUUCUGGCUGCCCAGGGAACUGGUCUUCUGGGGACCGGCGGCGAGCUGUGUUUACUGCAGGCCCAAAGCAGGUGGCCGCAACGCCCACAAGCCUCGUCGGAGGUGACCCAGAGGAACAGAGAAGCCACGCACCAUUGCACAAAAAGGAAAGUUUGGGAGAGGAGGGGAGAGUAGCUUGUGGCUUUUCUCGGAUUCUUUUUGUUUGGGGCUUGGCCUUCCUUUUGUACUUGCGGGUGAAGCAGCUUUGGGAUUUUUGUUUUUGUUUUUAACCCCCCUCUCCAGAUGGGUUUUUGUUUGUUUGUUUGUUUGUUUGCUUUUGACACUUUAUGCGAGGACCUGAGUUGACAUUGCCUCGAUUGGGGAAAGGGAAAAUAUUAGAGGGUAGAAGUCUUAUUUCUUUGGCCUCUACUCCAUUCCAGAGAAACAGGAAAAAGGGGGCUGCGGAGGUGACAGGGGCACAGUUAAUCAAAACGUAUUCCCUCUUGCUUUCCAGAGAAAGUAAUUUCAGUCUAACCCCCUGAAUCAAGAUUUCUCCUGUUCUUAAAGCAGAGGGGGAAGGAGAGAUGCAAAAAGCACGUUUCAAGCGUUUUUAAGCUAUUCUUGGAACAAGCCUCACCUUGCUUAGCGUUUGUAGGGCCGACUGACUGGCUGUCUCCCAGCCCCGACCCAUCCACCUACCCACCCAUCCGUGCUCCCUGCGUCUGGUGGCCAGGCUGAGGGCGUCCUACCUCACACUGUGCUUGUGGCACAGGCAGAUAGAAAGAUUUGUUUAUAUUAAACAGCUUAUUUAUGUAUCAAUACGCGUUUGAAGGACCAGGCGCUGAGCCUCUGUGACAUAACCCUGUCCAUGAAAGACAGGACAGAAAGGGGUGUCGUUUUGUUUUGUUUUUUAAAAAAGGAACCAGUUCUAGUAUCAAAACAGAUAACUGCACAUUUGGGUUUAGGAAAAAAAAAUUUUAAGAGGGGGAAGGUGGCCCGAAAUGCCAUUUUGCACAGUGUUAGAAAUUUUGAAGUCCACAUGUUACUUGCACAAAAAAGAAAUGGAAUAUUUUUAUGGGCGGGGUGAUCUUCAAAGUGAAAAUAAAAUUCAAACUCUACUUCUGUUGUCUAUUUAUGUUUUUAUGCUAAUGAGCUCCUGAUUUAUUAGGGAAAUACUUUUUUAUACUCUUUUUAUCAUGGUACUGUAACUGUAUUGAGAUUCUAAAUAUUAUUAUUUUAAGGGAUUUUUAUUUUAUUUUUUAAUGUUCACGUGCCCCCUCAGUGAACCUGCUGGUAAAAUUUAGCACUUGUGUGUAAAUUCUAUUUCCUCCUGUGUCUUUUGCCAAGUAUUUAUACUCCCGUGCAACUAACUACUGUGUGAGGAAUUGAAUGUGCAAUAAAUACCCAUGAAGCCCAA